Messenger RNA from Trichomycterus rosablanca, 3991 nucleotides. It is a transcript of the gene renbp, whose product is annotated as renin binding protein. The coding region runs from base 135 to 1349 and encodes 404 amino acids. Gene Ontology annotation, molecular function: peptidase inhibitor activity; N-acylglucosamine 2-epimerase activity. The record is from RefSeq and is a predicted model, not a curated record. Lineage: Eukaryota; Metazoa; Chordata; Actinopteri; Siluriformes; Trichomycteridae. The transcript is spliced from 12 exons. Gene Ontology annotation, biological process: N-acetylmannosamine metabolic process; carbohydrate metabolic process; N-acetylglucosamine metabolic process.
GCGUUUCUCACACUGAUGUGUUUUACUGUCUCUCUAAACAACAGGAUUAAUCUGAUAGUGAACUCGUACUGAAGAGCAGAUUUUUCUCAUCAAAACUGUAUCAUUCAGCUGACGCGCCAAGUAACGGUCGGACGAUGGCUGCAAUAUUAAAACAGUACCAUAAGAGAAUACAGACUGAACUGGAUAGAGUUGUGGAUUUCUGGCUAAAAUACUCUCCUGACGAGCAACAUGGUGGGUUUUUUACCUGCAUUGGAAAAGAUGGGAAGAUCUACGAUGAACUUAAGUACGUGUGGUUACAGGGCAGACAGGUGUGGAUGUACUGCAGGCUGUACCGAACCAUGGAGAGAUUUCACCGGCCGGAGAUCCUUGAAGCUGCAAAAUCAGGUGGAGCAUUUCUGCAGAAAUUUGCUAAAGUUCAGCCCUCCACCGGUCAGAAAAAAUGUGCAUUCUGUUUGACGAGAGAUGGUCGAGCUUUGAAGGUUCAGAGGACGAUCUUCAGCGAGUGUUUCUAUGUAAUGGCCAUGGAUGAACUGGCUAGGGUGACAGAAGACCCAGCGAUGCAGGCGGAUGCAGAGAGUAUGAUGGAUCAGUUGGUGCACUGGGUCCGCAACGAUUCAUCGGGCCUGGGUCGGCCCAAGCUUCCCGGUGAUCAACCGGUUAACAGCAUGGCAGUUCCCAUGAUGCUCUUGUGCCUGGUGGAUCAGCUGACGGAGGGUAGAAAGGAGCUUAAAGGGAAAUACAGAGAGCUGGGAGACUGGUGUGUCAAACAGAUACUGCAGCAUGUACAGAGAGAUGGAAAGGCUAUUCUUGAAAAUGUCUCACCGAAUGGAGAGGAACUACCAGGUUGCCAAGGAAGAUUGCAGAACCCAGGUCAUGCUCUAGAGGCUGGGUGGUUCCUGCUGCAGUAUGCAAAAGCACAAGGUGAUAAAGAGCUGCAGAAAGUUGCUGUGGAGAAGUUCAUGGAGGUUCCUUUUCUUACUGGCUGGGACAAGAAACAUGGAGGACUUUUUUACUUUCUGGAUGUCGAUGGGCACUGUCCUACCCAGUUAGAAUGGAAUAUGAAAUUGUGGUGGCCACACUGUGAGGCUCUCAUCUCUUAUCUUAUGGCCUACGAGCACUUCAGAGACCCAGCGAUGCUGAAUAGAUUCGCACAGAUCUAUGACUACACCUUCACCCAUUUUUCUGAUGAGGAGAAUGGAGAGUGGUUCGGAUAUCUGAGUCAGCACGGGGAGGUAGUUCUGGACUUUAAAGGGGGGCCUUUCAAGGGGUUCUUCCAUGUUCCUCGAUGCCUGUACAUGUGUGAGAAGAUGCUGGAUCAUCUGCUCGCAACGGCAGAAUCCUCCAAAUAAUGACUGAUCACUUAAUCACUUUUAUAACUGUGCAGUAAUUUUUUUUCUAGAGAAACAAUAUCUACCAUAACUUUAUUCACUAAGGACUAACCAUGCAAGAGCUUUAUCUAAUAAAACUAAUCAGUAGGUUAACAACCAAGACCUGAUAACACUAAUUAAACAAUUAAUACGUGUUCUGCGAGUGGUUAUUAACACAUGGAGCCACUUUAGCACUUUGUGGGUAAGAUCGGACAACACUGUAUUAGAGAUUAUAUAUGCACUAACUCUCCUAAUCAGUUCUGUUUUGCAUUUCUUUGUAUUAACAUUUUAUUCAAAUACUUACCUAUCAUGUAAAUCAUUAAAAACUGCAUCUGUUUUGGAGAAAACGUCUCCCAACUUUCUGAUCCAGUAUUUAUAAUGAUUGACUGAUUUUAGAUUGCAGUUUAUAUAAUAUAAAUAGUUGAAAGUCACUGAGGUGAAGUGAAAAGGAAAGUAAAUAGCAACUUUUAUGUCCUAAAAAUGAGGUAGCUGUCUGUAUAACACCAGGCUAAAGUCAGAGGUUUACACACACACACACAGUAUGUACAGAAACAUCAUUGCAGUUUUGGGAUUUUAUUGACUGACAUCAAGGGAGUUUCAUAUACAGUAUGUACUACACCACCAGCAGGAUAUUUCGCCACCGGUUGGCUGGGCGCCAUCUAGCAGGAAAUUGGCCACCGUGGCCACCGUGUCUGCUAGGGCGGGAUGACCAGGCUAUGUGGGUGGGGUCUUCAAAAGCUGUGCAAGGACCCUGAUUAGCAGAUAGAGAGGCACCUGUGCAGAGUGCAUGGGCGAAAAGAAGGGGUCCGCUAAGGACUGUGCACGGGUCGGAAGAUGCAUUCGAACGCAUUCAGGGAUCCCCAGCAGCGGAAGAAAACUUGACUAGGCUACAUGGGAGAAAAUGCAUAAAUAAAUAGAAAGAAAUAAUAAUCAAAUUUAAAAAAAGAAAAAAAAUUGAUUUGAUGUUUGGGAAAAAAAACAUUAUUUGUAGUAAUUAAUAAUAAUAAUAGUAAUAAUAAAUAAUAAUAAAUGAUACGGUUUAUUAUUGUUGUUUGUUAUUGUUAUUAUUAUUAUUAACACAGAAAUAAGCUGUUAAAGUGCCUCAAGGCGCUUGGUCACUGCCCAGAAGCAAAUAUUUGUGCCAUUGUAAGCAAUCAUGACACCAGACCCUUUAACACGAUUGUAAAAUCAAUUUAUAUUAGUAGUAAUGAUGGUGGUGGAAACAAGUGACAACUUUAUACCUAGUUUUUUGUUUUCUUUUUUGUAUAAAUCAAUAAAACACACUUCUUUGGGUUUUCUAAAAUAACUGGUACAAAAAUACAUGUUUUUUUUUCCAUGUCAAACGUUGACACAGCCAGCUUUUAUGCAGAUAUCUUUUAUGUUGAAGUGUGUACACAUUUUUAAGGACCCUUUAUUUGUUUUAAUACAGCUGCUGACUUCCCUGUGCCCGUAUAAUUACAUUUUGUUUGAUUUUAAAGAGGUUGAAAAGAAAAGAAAUAGACCUGCCAUGAAUUACAAACUGUUGGAACAAAAGUGACCCUGUCUACAGCCAAACAAGCUUUAUAUCAUAAUGGACUUAAAAGCUACUUUUAAGAACUAAUUCUGUUCUGAUAUAAUUAAGACUUUAUUUUCUAAGCAACGUAAUUGAUUUAUUCUUUAAACUUGAAACAUAUUAGGUCUAAAAUAAAUGAAAUAAAAACUGUAUAUUAACAGUACUAAUUUGCUUUGGCACUUUAAUACACAGCAUGUGUGGUUAGUGGUUGUGUUGUGCUGUACUAAAUAUAAUUGCACACUGCUACAUUUUUUAAAGGAAAAUUUACCCUGCCAUCUUGGCCACUUGUCUAAUAAAUGUUAUUGUUGUUAUGCUGGAAUCGGAAAGGCUGCAGGAAUUAACCAUGCUUAUAUAUGUUAAUAACAUUUCAUAAAAUAAACAAGUUACUGUAUGUUAAUUACUUGUAUUUUAUCCACUUCUUACUUACAUAACUCACUUCUUUUGACUUUGUAUUCAUAGAACAUUCCCAUAUCAUGAUGCUCCCAUCUCAGUACUUUGCUAUGGGUAUGAUGCAUUUGAAAUCGUAUGUACAACCCUUCUUUUUCUGAACAGGAUCAAAUUUUUCUUCCCAACCAUUGUUCUGAUUUGUAUGAAAAUUCAAGUUCUGCAUCUCUGUGUUUGUAUCACCAACUUUUUGUCAUUCAAAUUCUAAAAAGAUUAUUGUGGUGCAUUUCAUUGCUCUGUUGUUACCACUGCUUUCAGAUCAGCCUGCCACUCUUUUUGAUUAACUCCUGGCUUUUUUCUUACUUCUCUCAAUAAAAUUUUUCUAAAAACACAUGAUGAAAUUGUGUGUGGCGCACCAUCUGGGAAAGCAUUUUUGGUACAAUUAAAUUUUCCUUUAACAUCACAUAGUUGAAUGAACUUUACUUCUCCAUGCAAUGUCAGAGGCAUGUAGGAAAUUAAAGGAAACAUCUAGUUUAUUUUAGCCAAAGGGAAAAUAAUAAUAACAAUAGCUAUUUUAUAAUAGCUAUUAGGGCAAAGGGUGUCCUAACCUUUUCCUUAGUAGGAGUUUGCAUUUUUCUGUUAAAUUUUGCUAUGUCCAUUUUAAUAAAAAAACUAAAUAUUUAUUGUG